CCAUGAUUCCAUGUUGGAGAGAUUGGCGCGCAUCGCUUCGGCUCGUCAACCGAUCACACUGACGGCGACCUUGUCCAGGGACAUGAAAGGGGUUCAAUACCUGCACGAUGCGACAUCGACAACGCCGUGGUAUAUAUAAAUCUCAACGGCCUGGCGCUCGCUUCUCCCGUUCUGGUCCUGCUCUUCAGCCCUCGCUCAGGUUGCCCAACAUAACAUUCGCUUUUUGGAGACACUACUCUCGCUUAUACCCGUAUCAGACGCUCCCGCUCCCGCCUAAUCCUUUCUCCCCCCACUCAAAACCUUCAAGAUGCGCUUCUCCGUCGCCGCCGUCUCCGCCGCCCUCUUCGGCGCCGCCCUGGCCGCCCCGGCUCCCCAGGCCGACGCCGGCGCGACCGAGACCGUCGUGAUCCAAAAGUUCGUCUCCACCAGCAAGGGCGCGACCACGGGCAGCCCCGUGGUCUCCAUCAGCUUCCAGCUCGUCUCGCACCGCGAGGCCGGCGUCAAGGCCUACGUCUGCGAGGCCCACAACCCCAACGGCAUCACCCCGGCCGACGUCAACCAGUGCGCCGGCUUCCAGUCGUUCGACGGCUACCACUUCCAGUACCUCGACACCAAGACCGGCAACACCAGCCUCCGCGUCUUCCACCAGACCGCCCCGGCCUUCGGCCUCUGGGGCAACGCCUUCAUCCCGGGCAACUGCGGCAUCGAGGGCGACGCCCAGAUCUGCCGGAAGGAUUCGAUCAACGUUUCGCUGGCCCUCAACUAAGGGAGGAGGCCGCGAACCGUUUUGUUUUUCCCCGAGAGAACGUACAGGACGAGGGCAUUCCGAUGCUUCCUUGGGAUAUCUUAAUUAUAGGGCUUUAUCGCUUUAGCAAGUAGUGUCUCCUAAUCCAACUGGGCCUGCUCAACCCAACUUGCAUGCGUCCGA
Messenger RNA from Gaeumannomyces tritici R3-111a-1, 928 nucleotides. RefSeq lists its product as hypothetical. The transcript has a single exon. The record is from RefSeq and is a predicted model, not a curated record. Lineage: Eukaryota; Fungi; Ascomycota; Sordariomycetes; Magnaporthales; Magnaporthaceae. The coding region runs from base 308 to 766 and encodes 152 amino acids.